Uncinocarpus reesii 1704 is the source of this 3177-nucleotide messenger RNA. RefSeq lists its product as uncharacterized. The record is from RefSeq and is a predicted model, not a curated record. Bases 1 to 3177 code for a protein of 1058 amino acids. The transcript is spliced from 2 exons. Lineage: Eukaryota; Fungi; Ascomycota; Eurotiomycetes; Onygenales; Onygenaceae.
AUGUCCGCGCUCGCUAGGUUUGUGCAGAGGCGCCCGGCAGCCACUUCGUGUCCACUUGUGGUGCAGCCAAGGGCUUUCCUCUGCGGGAAUGAACAGACAACGAUUGUACCGCGAGGUCGCUCUAUCCUCAGAUGCUACCGUUUUGCCACACACGGAAUCCGCUUUGUCUCUCACCGGCCGCUCAAGCUUGAGAAUCCUGUCCCGACCAGCUUUCGUAACACGGAGGAUGUUCAAUCCCUGGCCAACGGUGACCGAGCAAGGGAUAGGAAAUUUCGCUUCAAGGAGACGCCAUCGGAAGCAUUGAUAGCUGCAUUGCAAGAAAGGGGCCUAGAUGUCGAUAUCGCCAAACCUAGGUCUUACCAAACUGAUUUAUCUUGGGCUACUCCCAGCCAGGCAGCCAAAAAGGAAUGGCGCGUAGAAUCUUUCGCGCGUCACGGCCAGGCAUGCCAAAAGCGCGAGGCUCGGCUGUCAUAUGCUACAAUAGUAGCCAAUUAUAUCCGUUAUGUUGAUCCCCAUCUGUCAUUAGAGUCCUCGACUCUACAUGACAAAUCGCCUGAUACUCGGCCGCUUGAUAUGGCGCUCUUAAGAGUAUUCGAUAACAAGACGAUGGAUUAUUUGUCGCAGCGAGGAUACUCACCUAGCGACGUGAUGGCGUGGGCUUGGAUAUUGCUGUCUCCACAGCCUGUCACUGCGGCAAUGCGGCUGGACGCAUUGAACCAAGCAAGCUCUAGGAACAAAUUAGCUUCUAGCAAGCGUACUCCUAUGUUCGUUUUGAUGUUCACCCUUCGCCGAGAACGCAUUAAUUUGAAGGCUUUCGAUCUGCUAUUAGUUCAGUCUUGGAAUAUGUUGCUAGAGAACCCGCCAAGCAAAGCGAUGCUUCAAAGCCUACCAGAUAAGCAACCAAUGCAUCCGUUGAAACCGGUAUGGAUAGACGCCGGGGAUGAUACGACCGUCAUGAUACUUUUCGUCCGCCUCGUUCGACUUGCGCGUCGAAUUUCACCAGAGGCGCUUCUGUCUCUCUCCCAAAUGUUUACCACUAUGUUUGGCGUUGAUGCUGUUGGCGCAGCGAUAAACGAUAAACUAACUCGUCGUUUAAUCGAGUACUACAAUAAGUUCUUGGCUCUUCUCGCAAUACCAUGCCGAAUGGAGCCGUAUGCCUCUACAGUCGUGCAACAGCGCUCGAUUUUCCAUCUUUUAAGGGAAAUGACGAGAUUUUAUCCACCGCUUGCGGUUACUCGAGAAGGAUAUCAUGCUGUUACCAGGAAUCAAGCUGCCCGCCAAAAGCUACCUGCAGAACGGAAGUGGGCAGAGUUCAAGGCGAAGUCGUGGCCUCCAUGGAAGGAAGACAAAUUGGGAAUCGAUGUGGAUAGGGGGGUCGAGGGAAGCAAAAGCAAGGCUAUGGGAGCUAUUGCGCAUAUGAAAGAAGCUGGCUAUUCGCCAACGCGAUGGGAUCGAAUAGCCACUAUCUUAGCCGGAUGGGAUCUAGAUGGGACUCCUACCAUUCAAACCAGGAGCUUCCUCCCAAAACCAAAUAUCUAUCGAAUGAGAGAUCAACACACAACGUGGUUAAAGUCAAAUUCAAAAGAAGCCGCGAUUGAACUAUCGCUGGGCUCUAGGCCUGAAGAUGGAUACAGUGACAUUUGGGCUGCUCGGAUUCGUGCUACGAGAACAAUGCGAGAAGCUUGGGCUUGCUUUCUGUCGUGCCGGGACCAGGGCUUUCGUAUCACAAACGAUAUCUACCUCGAACUCACCGAAAAGGUCAUAUAUCACAGCCAUUUAAAGGAAUCAUCUAUCCCGCGUUCGACCGAAGUGCUGCCAGGAGACGGAAAGGAGGUAUACCCUGAGCCUUCUUCUCCUCGUGAUAUGAUCUAUGUGCGUUCAGAGCCACCAACACUCGAAGCCUUGGCUCAGCAUCUGUUAACUACGAAAACCAAAUUUUCGAGGAGAUUGUCAGUGCUACUGUUCCGUCAUUUGACUUCCUUCAAGUUAGGCUUAGAGUGCCUGUCACAUUGUGAGUUGUCACAGCAACAAAUUGACGCCUUGAUAUCUCCUUUCAGCCACGAGGUCCCCAGCCGGAGACGACAUCUCGAUUGCAUCCCGGACGAUGUCUUCGCUAGUUUCAUUCGCUUUCUCUGCAGGUUCACUGGCCCUUCUAUGCCAUUUUCGGGUGAGCCAAAGUUUUCACUUAGCCGACUUUUCCCUAUCGUAUAUCCAAAGCCCAAAGAGGAUAAGGGCUCAAGCAAUACACAAAGAGAAAUAACCGUCGACGAAAGUUUGGCGCAUGCCAUUUCUUUAGUGCGGUUAAGAAUGCCGGAAUAUCUGCCAGCUUGGAACUACCUUUUAGCAAGUUUGGCCAACACCCGACUCCCUGCCGAUAGUCAUGCACCGUUGCUGAUGCAACAGAUACUAGCAUGGAGAGAAGUUCGGGAGGUUGUGAUCUGGAUGGAGCGGAGAAAUAUUAGCCUCGACGCGACUGGUUUUCAAUCCGUGUGCGAAGCCCUGUCGAGGUUCUUGCUUACCAUUCGAAACAAAGGACGCAGCAUGGAGUUUUCGCCGUCCCAGCAUACCCUCGGGAACCCGAUUCGACACCCAUCUUCAACUGCCACGGAAUUAGUCACAACGAGUACUGACUUGGUGAAACGGAAAUUCGACCAGAUGGUUCUCGCAAAAGAUGGACCUCUUUUUCCUUCGGCUUCUGAAGAGGUUGUAGUUUCUCGGUCGCCAAACUAUCCGAUCUUACCAAGUAUGUACACCGUGCCUAGUCCAUUUACCCUGCAUGCGUUCGUUCGGGUGCUUGGUCUAGCGGCGGAUUUUGAAAGUCUGGUGAUCCUGCUCAAGUGGAUGACUCGAAACGCCAGCGACCUGAAACGAGCGAUGGCGAAAAUAAAUGGUGGGAAAAGAUCGCUGCGUCAGACUGUGGUUGCUGUGCGGGUUUAUUUUGAAAAGGACCCGUCAUUUACCGCGUGCUCUGCAUCAGCCGAAAUCGAAAAUGGGUAUUUAGAUUCGGAUUUGAGGCCGCAUUCGGAUGAGGAUGUAGUGCCAGAAUGGACUCCCUCACCCAUCGAAGCACUCUACCGAGAAGCGCAAGCUGUCAUAGAAGGCUCAGACUGCUUCUCGCCAUGGCCCACUGACAACGAAGUACGAGACUAUGUUGCUAACCAUAAGGGGCUAUUUUAA